Molecule: messenger RNA, 2145 nt
Organism: Paraglomus brasilianum
Lineage: Eukaryota; Fungi; Glomeromycota; Glomeromycetes; Paraglomerales; Paraglomeraceae
Source: the annotation of a GenBank genome assembly
AUGUCGAAAGAACGUCCUGAUCGGUUUUUUGUUCCGUCUAAAGGUAAAUUUUCUGAAGAGGCAAGAAAUAAGCCUGAAUCGCCGUCCGUUGCAUUCGAGAAAGUGUUUGAAAAGCUAUUUGGCGAUCCUUCUUCAAUCUUGCGUAAACUUGAACUCGACAGCGCACCUGGAGAGAUUGAUUCUGACAAAGUCAACGAAAUUCAGGAAGAUGAGCUUGUUACGAAAGAAAUCGCAAAGGGAGUAGACUUACAAGAUAAUCCGCACAAAUUCUUGACUGGUGUAAACAUGGGUCUAAGAUAUCAACCAAACAAGGAAUUUUGUAGAAAUGCACAACCAGAUUCAGCUACUAUGGAAGACAUGUUGACUGUAUUUCAGGCAGAUUUGGGAAACAUUAGUUCAGAGAUUCAAACACUCCAAGACAAAUCAAUGAUUAUGAACAUCAAGUUAAAAAAUAGAAUGGCUAUAGAGGAACGACUGAAUACUGUUCUGGAUGGAAUCGUUAUAUCCCCGUCUAUGAUAAAAAAAAUUACUGAAGGGAAUAUAGAUGAAACGUGGCUCGCUUAUUUAAUAGAAAUGAACAAGAAGAUGACUUACGUAGAAACUCAUCAGGGGGAGAAUAUCACAGCACUAAAAGAUGUUGAACCUGAACUUGAGAAAUUGAGGCUAAAGGCGUCAGAGAAAAUACGAGAAUUCCUUCUUAUGAAGAUAAAAUCCCUCCGUAUACCGAAUACCAACAUCCAAAUUCUUCAACAAUCGGUUCUUCUUAAAUAUAAACAACUUCACCAGUUUAUUAUGGAAAGAUACGGUGAAGUAGCUCUUGAAAUAAGACAGACUUAUGUGAAUACCAUGAGAUGGUAUUUCUCCAAUCAUUUUGAGAGAUACAAUAAAGGAUUGCAGAGACUACAAAACUCUAUUACAGACAAAGGCGAUUUAAUCGGUAGCGACGAGAGCGUAAAAAAGGGUGGAUUAUUUGGAACCAGCAAGAUUGCCCUGAAAGACAAAGGGAACACUUUUUCCUUGGGCGAUCGAAUAAACACUCUUCGAAACACUGACGCAGGAGUUAUACUUGUGCAUGUUGCCGAAACCUCAAGCCAGAAAUAUUCAUAUGAAGCUCUUUUCAGAAGCUUCAAUUUGAUAUUUAUCGAUAAUGCCAGUUCCGAGUAUCUGUUUAUCGUCGAAUUCUUUGCAAAGGACGACAAGCCAGCAAUAGAUGUUGCACGCGAAGUAUUUGCAGAGAUAUUUGAUCCUACGAUAAAAAUGGGUCUUGCUGCAACAAAACACUAUAUUGAGAGCAGUUAUGAUGCCGUUGGCAUAUUACUGUGCAUCCGGUUGAACAUGCAGUUUGCACUUGAAUUGCAAAGAAGAAGAGUGCCUGCCCUGGAGGGUUACAUUAAUCAGACGAAUAUGUUGCUGUGGCCGCGGUUUCAGUCUAUCAUAGAUAUGCAUGUCGAAAGCGUUAAGAAAGCAGGCAAUAAACUUGUUGUUAAAGAUAUCCAUCCGCAUUAUGUGACUCGUCGUUAUGCCGAGUUUGCAGCAUCAAUAUUAAGGCUUAACGAGGAUGCCAACGAUCCUAUACUGACAAAUAGUCUGCUUCGGGUACGCACGGAGGUUGAAUUACUACUCAAUAAGAUGUCAACCGAGUUUUCUGAUCACAAGAGCCGUUACAUAUUUUUAAUAAACAAUUAUGAUCUGGUUGUAACCAUCCUCAACGAGACUGGUGGCAAAUCGGUGGAGGCGGAAAUCAGCCAUUUUCAACAGUUAUUGAACUCUAAAAUUUCUGGGUUUGUUGAGGAAGAGCUGGAACCACACUUUGGCAUUUUGAUUUCAUUUGUUAAGCAGGUCGAGCAAACAGAGGAUAUCAAUUCUUUACCAUCAGAGCGCUUCGAGGAAGUAUCAACAAAUUUUGCUACGACUUGGCGCCAAUCAAUUACAUCCAUCAAUGCAUCAGUAAUUCAACAUUUUGCUAAUUUCAAGAACGGAACAAUGAUACUCCAUUCUGUCUUGGGUCAAUUGAUAAUUUAUUAUACCAAAUUUCAUGACCUGUUGGAAAAAAGGAUGCUGGAUGAUGGUCUUAAAUUCAAACAACAGCCUGUUGGUGUACAGACAAUUGUAGCCGAAGUUAAAAAAUAUAGAACUGACUUUUGA